GAGAGCCAUAUCGGCUUUUAAGUGGUACAGAAUAUGUUGUUGGACGCAGAAACUGCACGAUUUUAAUUCAGGGUGAUCAGUCCAUCAGUCGAAGUCAUGCAGUUCUGACAGUAAGUCGUCCUGAAACAACCCCUAGCCACUCUCUCUCAGUCCCUAUAUUAACAGUAAGAGAUACAUCUAAGUAUGGUACCUUUGUUAAUGGAUCAAAACUCAAUGGCGCUUCAGUGUCUGUGCAGUCUGGUGACAGAAUCAACUUCGGAGUCUUUGAGAGCAAGUUUAGAGUAGAGUAUGAACCUUUGGUUGUCUGCUCCUCAUGUUUGGAUGUUGCUCAGAAAACUGCUUUAAAUCAAGCCAUCCAGCAGCUUGGAGGUCUUGUAGUGAAUGAAUGGACAAAAGAGUGUACUCACCUUGUAAUGAUAUCAGUAAAAGUUACUGUUAAGACUAUAUGUGCUUUGGUUUGUGGCCGACCAAUUGUAAAACCAGAGUUUUUUGUUGAAUUAAUCAAAGCUAUUCAGUCCAGGCAACAGUUGCCAAGUCAUGAAAGCUUUUGUCCACCAGUUGAUGAGCCUUCCAUUGGCACCGAAAACCUGGAUUUAUCUGAGCAUCAUGAAAGGAAAAAAAUAUUCAGUGGAAAAACUUUCUUAUUUCUCACUGACAAGCAGUACAAGAAACUGGGUCCAGCAGUUGUUCUUGGAGGAGGGGAAGCAAAAUUGAUGACGGAGGGAAGAAACGAAACUUCUUUACUGGUUUCUCCUGAAGUUUGUGUUGUUGAUGUGGGGUUGACAAACUCUCAGAUCCCAGGAUCUGACUCCAUGAGAAACUGGACUGGUUCUAUUCUGACUGUCUUGCAAAGCAAGGAUCUCAGAGCUAUUCCCGAGGCAGAAAUUGGAUUGGCAGUUAUUUUCAUGUCUACGGAAAAAUACUGCAAUCCUCAAAAGCAGCCUGGUAACAAAGCUUUAACUAAAAGUACUCCUGCAUCAGCUGUUGCAGGGCGAGCCAUUUCUCAGAGUUUGGCAGUGGAUGAAACCGUAAUGCCAACUGCUGCAGAUAACAGCGCAGUAUAUAUAGCUGAUACAGAAAUAGAAGAGCAGACAUGUAUGGAGAUAGAGAAUACUCCCCAGAUGGACAGAAGAGAGAAAAUAGCUUUCCAGGAUAUAACCACUGUAAAGAAAAACCCUAGCACAAGUGGCAACGUAAAUGCAGGAACAUCGAUACCUAGAGUGAACAGAAUAUCUGGGUUUAGUCAAAAAAGCCAUUCUGUCUUGCCAUCUAAAAUUUUAGAAGCUGGUAAACCUAGAGAGUGUGCUUCACGUCACCAGUCUAAUUCAAUUACAAAUUACUUCCAGGUAGCUGGAAAAAGGGAAAGAGCUGAAGAAGAAGAAGAAACAUCUGUACCCAAACUAGCAAAACUGGAGGAAAGGUCGUCACCGGUUUCCAAGUGCACCAAACCCACAGCUUCAUCAGUGUGGAACAAUGAAGCAGAACAGCAUCAAAAGGAAAGUAACAUCCUGGACCCAAAACCAAGUGGCAAACUAGCAAGUGAGAAAACAGACACUAAAAUUACUUCUAAUGAAAAGCAUGCACCAAAGAAGAGAAAGGAGUUAGAUGAUUCAGCUGAAGAUACAGAGGCUCUAGAAAUUGUGUUUGGAAGCAGAGACCUAGACUGGGAAGGUCAAAUGGCAGAUCAUGGCCAGGAAGCUCAAGAAAAUAUAAAAAAAAAAAGAUGUUUGGAAACCAGAGGAAGCUGGAUUCAAGAAAUAAAUGUAAAACAGGGAGAGGAGAAUAAAAUACUGAAAGAAGAGGAACUUGGAUCAGUUCUAACUUCAGAAAUGAAAAGUGAGAUCAGGCAAGAGUCCCCAGUCUUGGUAAGAAACCAGUUAAUUAACCACAACAAACUUCAAGAUGACUCCAGCAAUCUUCCUAGCAGACUUCUGUUGACUGAGUUUAGAUCGUUGGUUGUUAGCCAUCCAAGACAGAACAGUCAGCUUACUGGAAAUACCAGCUACGGGGGAAAGAAGAAUUUCAAAAUGUUCAGAAAGGUAGCGUAUCCAGGGGCAGGACAACCUCCUUACAUUAUUGGAGGGUCAGAUUUGAUUGCUCACCAUGCUAAAAAGAAUUCAGAGCUAGAAGACUGGUUAAAGCAAGAAAUAGAGGAACAGAACCGACAGGCAAGAGAAGACUCACUUGCUGAUGAUCUCUUUAGAUACGAUCCUAAUGUGAAAAGGAGAAGAUAA
This is a messenger RNA of Pelecanus crispus (Dalmatian pelican), 2234 nucleotides long. The record is from RefSeq and is a predicted model, not a curated record. NCBI's taxonomy places the organism in Eukaryota, Metazoa, Chordata, Aves, Pelecaniformes, Pelecanidae.